Molecule: messenger RNA, 1355 nt
Organism: Panonychus citri (citrus red mite)
Lineage: Eukaryota; Metazoa; Arthropoda; Arachnida; Trombidiformes; Tetranychidae
Gene: tex
Product: THO complex subunit 3-like
Exons: 2
Coding region: 101-1057 (318 amino acids)
Biological process (GO): mRNA export from nucleus
Cellular component (GO): THO complex part of transcription export complex
Molecular function (GO): protein binding
Source: RefSeq, a predicted model, not a curated record
GGACGAAAACAAAUAACCGCAAUUCUCAUGUGUUUGUUUUUGUCUAUUGUUUGGUUUAUAUUGAUAAUAUUUUGAACUGUUAAUUAAAUAAUUUGUGACCAUGACUGUGACUUAUGUUGACCAGGUGAAAGACCAUUUUCAAAAGAAUAACCGAUUUCGAGAUUAUCAGUCGCACUCAUGUAAAGUUCACUCGGUUGAUUGGAGCUGUGAUGGUCAUCGAUUGGCCUCUGGAAGUGUUGAUAAAUCAAUUUCUAUAUUUAAUUUGGACAAAGAUCGAUUAAAUAAAGAGUCUACAUUAAAGGGACACUCAGAUUCGGUUGACCAGCUUAGUUGGCAUCCAUCUCAUCCUGACAUUUUGGCCACCGCCUCAUUGGAUAAAACAGUUCGCCUUUGGGAUGCUCGUACCUCCAAAAAUUAUUCCACAAUUAAUACCAAAGGUGAAAAUAUCAACAUUUGCUGGUCUCCUGAUGGUUCAUCGAUUGCCGUUGGUAAUAAAGAGGAUCUUAUUACUUUCAUUGAUGCCAAACAACAGAAAAUUAAAGUUGAACAAUCAUUCAAGUUUGAAGUAAACGAAAUAAGUUGGAACAAUGAUAAUGACCUUUUCUUUCUGACCUCCGGCCAGGGAUGUAUCCAUGUUCUCAGUUAUCCCGAUUUACAACCACAGAUAGUACUUAAUGCUCAUCCGGCCAAUUGUAUUUGUAUUGAAUUUGACUCAACGGGUAAAUAUUUUGCCGUUGGUUCUGCUGACACAAUGGUCUCAUUAUGGGAUGCGAAUCAUUUGGUUUGUUUGCGAACGAUUUCACGAUUAGAAUGGCCUGCAAGAGCGAUCAGUUUCAGUCAUGAUGGUAAAUUAUUGGCCUCCGGAUCUGAGGAUCUCUUAAUAGACAUAAGUUAUGUUGAAACAGGAGAAAAGAUCACUGGUGUUCCCGUUGAUUCACCGACUUUCACAGUGGCCUUUCAUCCUUCCCGAUACAUAUUAGCCUUUGCCUGUGAUGAUAAGGAUACUUUUGGCCGUGAUUGUGGAACCGUAAAGAUAUUUGGCUUACCAAAUAAUUAACAAUUAAAUGAAGAAUAUAUUAACAUUCCUUGAUCAUUUAUUAUGAUUCAAUCAUUUUCCAAGGAUCUCAACAAAAACGUCAAUACUUUUGUUUGGCCAUUUGAAUGUAAAUAUACAUUUUCUAGGGGAAAAACAUCAACAAAUCAAUUUCAUUUCACUUGUUGAAAAUCAAGUCAUCGAUAAUUAUAUAAUUUUCUUAUUAAUUGUCAUGGUAAAGAAAAUGCAUCAUUUGUAAAAUCUACUCAUUGUAAUAAAAAAAGAUUUUCAGUAUAAAAAGAAAUCGAUCACAAAAACAAAA